CCCGAUUGUGCUCGGAGGGUGACUGGCCCACACCGGACACUGGAGCCAAUGGCAUCUGCAGUCUCUUCACUACACCAUCAUGAUGAGGUCUUCCAACUGGGUGCAUCCCUCCGUUUGGGUACUUGAGCCAGAGCCGUCCACGUUUGCGCCUAGCGGAAGAUGGUCGAAUAAGGAUAUGGACCCUGUACCGCCCGAGAAGCGGACGUGGUCUACCUUGAACUACGUUGCCUACUGGGUUUCAGAUGCGUGGAAUGUCGCUGUCUGGCAACUUGCGUCUAGCAUGCUCACGAUAGGUUUGUCGUGGCGACAGGCCCUCCUCGCGAUUGCGGUCGGGCAUGUCAUCAUCUCGAUUGUAAUGGUCCUGAACGGGACGAUUGGAGCAAGGCUGCAUGUCGGGUUCCCUGUGCUUUUACGGUCGUCCUUCGGUUUUUGGUUUAGUUACUUCAGCGUCAUCAGUCGGAUGGUGCUCUCUAUGUUUUGGCUGGGCAUCCAAGCAUACACGGGGUCGCAGUGUGUAUACCAGAUGCUCAAAGCGAUAUGGCCGUCCAUUGCGCGGAUGCCGAAUCAUCUCCCUCCGGGUGCAAACGUCACUACAUCAGGACUUCUGUGCUUCUUCCUGUACUGGUUGUUCCUGCAGCCCUUCAUGUUCGUGUCGCCCCAGCGCAUACGAUGGCUUUUCAUGUUGAAGGCGUUUAUCGUGCCUCCGGCUUGGGUAGCUAUACUGAUUUGGGCCUUCGUCAAGGCUCCAACCCGUCGGGAUCUCAUGGAUCAGCAUAGCUCACUAUCUGGGAGUGCCCUGUCCUAUGCAUGGUUGACCGCGCUGAACAGCGCACUGGGAAUCUACGCGACUCUUGCGGUCAACAUCCCAGACUUCACGCGCUAUGCCAAGAACGAACGAGCGCAAUACAUUCAGUUGCUCAUAAUCCCUAGCGCUUUCACCCUCGUUGGAUUCAUCGGGAUUGCUGUGACCUCUGCGGGAACCGUCCUUUACGGCAAGAUCCUUUGGAACCCCCUGCUUCUGAUCGACCACUGGGACAACCGCGCGGCGGCUUUUCUUGCCUCUUUGACAUUCGCGCUAGCCACUCUAGGCACGAACGUGUCUGCGAAUACCAUUUCCGCUGCCAACGACAUGACCGUGCUCUUCCCGCGCUAUAUCAAUAUCAAGCGCGGGCAGAUCAUCACUGCAGUGGUCGCACCAUGGGCGUUCGUUCCAUGGGAGAUUCUCUCGAGUGCGAAGGGGUUCCUUUCGUUCAUGAACGGAUACACUGUUUUCCUGGGCCCUUUUGCAGGAAUAAUGGUUGCAGAUUAUUGGAUCGUCCAUCACUGUAGGGUUGACGUGCCGUCAAUGUAUCGUCCGUACGGACGUUACCGGUACACGUAUGGCUUUAAUUGGAGGGCAGUUGUCACGAUUCUCGUGGCGGUUCCUCCUAAUAUACCUGGUCUAAUUGCCGCUAUAAACCCUGCGGUGCGGAUUGGUGGCACUUUCAAGCUCUUUGACUUCGCAUGGCUUUUCGGUUUCUUCGCCUCUCUGGUUGUUUAUUCUGUCUUAUCGCUAAUGUUCCCCGCGAGAGAAACGUUCAUCGGGGAAGCCAUCACCGACCAAAAUCAGAAUACAUCAGAGAGCGACGGUAUAUCGCUAUCGGAAUCGAAGGAAUCGGUGUAG
This is a messenger RNA of Dichomitus squalens LYAD-421 SS1, 1663 nucleotides long. RefSeq names its product NCS1 nucleoside transporter family. Bases 80 to 1663 code for a protein of 527 amino acids. The record is from RefSeq and is a predicted model, not a curated record. The transcript has 10 exons. NCBI's taxonomy places the organism in Eukaryota, Fungi, Basidiomycota, Agaricomycetes, Polyporales, Polyporaceae. Gene Ontology annotation, molecular function: nucleobase transmembrane transporter activity. Gene Ontology annotation, biological process: transmembrane transport; nucleobase transport. Gene Ontology annotation, cellular component: plasma membrane.